Danio rerio (zebrafish) is the source of this 3459-nucleotide messenger RNA. NCBI's taxonomy places the organism in Eukaryota, Metazoa, Chordata, Actinopteri, Cypriniformes, Danionidae. The record is from RefSeq and is a predicted model, not a curated record.
UACAUAUGACAUAUUUAAUUCUUCCACGUACCACUAGAAGGAAGCCCACGUACCACAGUUGGAGAACCACUGAAGUAGGCUAUACCUGAAAUGCAACUUCCAUGUGCCAGCACAGGCAUGUACACUCAGUUCUAUUCAAGUUUAUUUGUAUGCCGCUUUUCACAAUAACUAUUGUUCAGAGAUGCUCAAACUAGGGCCAAAGUUGGCCCAUGGUAAGCUUUGAUUUGGCCCACCAUCUAAUCUGAGAGGAGAGGGAGAAUGAAUGAGAUGGUUUCGAGAUUGUCAAUUCAAAUUUAAUGUAACCUUUGCUUAUUUUAAUAUUAAAAGCUAAGUGAAAUUAAAUGUUUUAAUUAGAUGGUAUAAAUUAAGUCAGAUUUUGUUUAAAUGUACAUACUGUUAGCUGAAAAUACAGAGACUUUUCAAGUCAAAAUAAAUGUGAUUAUGUUUUUAUUGCAACAAGUUAUCAUUUAAAAUGUUAUCCUGCAUUAAGUAAUGCAAUUUAAAGUAAUGCUUUAGAUUUAUUUUGUAAUAUUAUGAAAUAAAUGAGGAAACUACCCAUGGCAACUAUAGUUUGGUUUAUUUACCUUCGGCCACGGCUCUCAGUAUUUGGUUUUUGGCCCCUUCAUACGAAAAAGUUUGGUCAAAGACGUGCUCAUUAACGCAUUACAAUCAUAUUAAAAUGAUUAUUAAUUUAAAAUACACACUAUGAGUCUAAUCUGACUUUACUUUUCGGCUAUAUGUAGUCACAAACACCAAUUUCACAAGAAAAAUGUGUCUUUAGAGCACUAACAGUGUUUAUCACCGCUGGGCGCCAUCAUGCAUCUAGGACUGAACCAUUACGGGCGAGGGAGAAAAGAGGGGGGCGGGUCAAAUUUACGUGAACAUAUUUUUAUAAGUAGUAGUUCUUUAGUUUAAUACAGAUCAGAUCAAACGAUUUUAACAUUAUAUAAAGGAAAGACUCUCGCCCAACCAAACACACAUCUCGUAUUGACAACCUUCAGGGAAAUCAAGCAUUAAACACCACACCCCCUCCCCACAUAAUUGCGAUUAUCAAUAAAUAAUUAAUGUUUGUGAGUGAUUCCAGCUCGAAAUUUGACGAACGAGAUAUUGUAAAAUGUAAUAAGAAACUUUUAAGAAAAGAAGAAAUGUUUUUAAACACAGCUAAGAUUUACAUUUUCGGUAGAAAACAUCUAUUUUCUUUUGAAUGGCGCUGCCUUGCGCUGCUGUAUGCAAAUGAGCCAUGACGUCAAACAUUCCAUCGUAUUCUUAUAAUGAUGUAGACGGCAGACCGGCUCAUUCUCUUGCAACAACUCGAGCGAGCUGCACCGAAUCACUAUAGAUCUGCGUUUUACGUCUGAUUUAUGGCGUUUUCAGUUGAUUGUGAUAUUACAAAUAUUCAGUUCGCCGUUGAUAACAAUUCUCUCGAGUUUGGAAAGAAACCUAAAGCAAUGGGACGAGUUAGAAAGAGAGUAAAACAGUUCUGUAACUGGGCCUCUCGGAAAUCCGGGAAAGCCCAGCAGAACCAGUGCACAUCCGAGGGCGACCUCGAGCACCGGAGAUGUUCUGAUGACGAAGCCGGACCGAGCAACGCUACGUUCAUCUCCCACAUUCACACUGGAGCUGGUGUUUCACCAAGCCCAGCACCACAGACAAGAGAGAAGAAACUUAAGAGGCUCUGGAAAUGGUUUUCUCGGAAAUUCAAGAGAACUAGAACCAGAGCCCCACAGAUCCAGCUGAGCAGCCCACAGCCUCAGAGAUCCCCUGACGGCGAAGCUGCGUGUGUGUCGCCGAGGACAGUUCAUGACGAGCGGGUCAACAGGCGCGUGUCUAUCCAGACCCCUGUGAAGACCCCGUCAACAGAAACUGAACGGCACGACGACACUGAAUACUGGGACUUUUCUGUAUCUUCUCUUACCACAGCGGGAAACAGCGAAUCCGACCGCGAUUCAAUGCACAGCUGGCACUCGUGCGCGUCUUCGCUUGGCACCCCGGUUAGUGAAUCUGACCGCGCAUCAGUGUUAAGUUGGCACUCUUGUGCGUCUUCGCUGGGUACCGCGGGCAUCAGCGAAUCUGACCGCGCUUCAGUGCACAGUAGGCAGCCUUGUGCGUCUUCGCUGACCGCUGAACACCACAACGAUGAGGAAAACGCUUCCAGCGAGGACUCCAGCGUGUCCGAGGACAGCACAUCUUCCUCAUCGGAUUUUUGGAAAACAGAACAGGAAACCACAUUCAACUGGGAAGGAAAUACAGGUAGAAUCUCCCAGGACUAUAAAAUCCUUCACUUGAUUGGUCAAGGAUCAACAGGAGUCAUCUAUGAAGGAAUCCGUCUGUCGGAUUGCCGAAUGGUGGAUAUCAAAUGCGUGAAGAAGACAAAAUCAAUGGAAAGGAUCACGAUUGAACCAUCUGACAAGACUGUUCCACAAGAGGUCGGUUUGAUGACUAUGAUGAGCAGAGGUCCGAAGGUUCCUCAAGUAAUACAGCUGCUGGACUGGUAUGAGGCACCAGACCAAUACAUACUGGUGCUGGAGCAUCCCAAAGCAGCUGUGAGCCUGGACCAGUUUGUAUCCUCUUGCGGGAACAAAAUCAGCGAAGCGAAAGCACGAGUGGUGAUGCACCAGGUGAUCACUGCUGCCAACGCAUGCUGCGAAAGGGGAGUCUACAAUAACAUCAAGCUGGAGAGCCUGCUCAUCAACCCCCACACCUUGCAGGUCAAACUGAUGGACUUUGGCACCGGAAGCCGCAUGAAGGAUACUGGCUAUAAAACAUUUUGGGGCUCAAGGGCUUGUAUUCCCCCGGAGUUCUAUCAGAAGGGAAGGUUCCACGCCAAGCCUGCAAUCGUGUACUCUUUAGGCAAACUGUUGUUCAGGAUGCUGUGUGGACGCUACCCUCAUGUGGACCUCCACAAGAUUGUCAAAAGAACCUGGCAGCCUGAAGACCUAUCCAAAGAAGCCGUAGAUCUGAUCUGCUCGUGUCUGCAGAGUAAGCCAGACAAGCGGCUUUCACUUGACGAGAUCCUUCACCAGAGGUGGUUCCAGGUCUUCAUCCUGAAGCCAAACAACAGACGAAAAGAUUAAGAAGAUCAGAACAUCCAGCCUCUUCAUCCAGCCGUCAACACCAAACUUCUCCUCUUCAUCGAUCCACUAACACCGAACUCCUCCUCUUCAUCCAGCCGCUAACACUAAGCUCCUCUUUUAUAUUCAGCCAGAAACUCCGUCAAGCCACGAACAUGGGGCAGUUUGUGGCUUUACGAAGAGAAAAAGCUGAAUGGGGCUGGUGUUUGUGGUUGUGUGGGAAGGAGGAGCUGUUUGGGGCCGGUGUUUGUGGUUUGAUAAAGAGGAGGAGCUGAAGGGGGCCGGCGUUUGUAUCUGGAUGAAGAGAAGAAGAUUUUUUGUUUAUUUUUGGAGAUUGUAAAUAAAUGCUUGUUCUGUAUGUAAUGAAUAAAAAUGAAUACUUUUCACA